Micropterus dolomieu (smallmouth bass) is the source of this 2922-nucleotide messenger RNA. RefSeq names its product gastrulation brain homeobox 2 (gene gbx2). Gene Ontology annotation, biological process: regulation of nervous system development; regulation of transcription by RNA polymerase II. Bases 489 to 1544 code for a protein of 351 amino acids. The record is from RefSeq and is a predicted model, not a curated record. Gene Ontology annotation, molecular function: DNA-binding transcription factor activity, RNA polymerase II-specific; RNA polymerase II transcription regulatory region sequence-specific DNA binding. Lineage: Eukaryota; Metazoa; Chordata; Actinopteri; Centrarchiformes; Centrarchidae. The transcript has 2 exons. Gene Ontology annotation, cellular component: nucleus.
GAGCGCAAUUUAAAUCCAAAACAUCUCUGGACGCGCGCUGAGCGGCAGGAAACACACACUUCCCACACAGUUGACACGCACACUCUGUCUCGGCGGGGGAGUGAAGGAGAGGUGUCCGCUGCUGUGAUAUCGGUGUCCGGUCAAGUUGAAGUGGAGACUCGCAGGAAGCUCCGCUCUCCGACGUGCGCACGGUGCGUCAGCGGACAAACGACGCAGACCGGAGCUGUGCGGCGUUAAUGGUUGAAUCUUUUGUGGGGAAACUAAAAGGAGGAAGAAGACGAGUUUUGUUCAUCAUUUUUUUCUCCCUGACUUUCUUUCCUCCGCCGCACAGAUGGAAUGGUUUUGUUUAAUCGGAUUAUCGCUCCUCUGAACUCCGGUUCCCUCAGAGAGGCGGUGACAGCCGCGGCUCCACCGGGGGUCUGUCGUCCCUCCUCAGCCGCCCACAGCGCUUCUUCUCCGGUCUCCUCCGAGCUGCAGCGGUCGUUCAUAUGAGCGCAGCGUUCAGCCCGUCCUUCAUGGUGAUGCAGCGGCCACUCGGAAGCACCACCGCCUUCAGCAUUGACUCUCUGAUCGGGGGGCCCCCGCAGCCCAGCCCGGGACACUUUGUCUACACCGGCUACCCGAUGUUCAUGCCGUACCGGUCGGUGGUGCUCCAGCCGCCUCCUCCGCCUCCCCCGGCCCUGCAGCAGGGUCUCCCCGCCGGCCACCACCCGCACCCGCAGAUCCCCAGCCUGCAGAGCGGCUUCUGCUCCAGCCUGGCGCAGGGCCUGACGCAGGGCAUGGCGCUCACCUCCACGCUCAUGGCCUCGCUGCCCGGCGGCUUCUCCCCGUCCCAGCAGCACCAGGAAGCGGCCAGGAAGUUCGGCUCGCAGGCGCUGCACGCGGUCUUCGACAAAGCUCAGGAGCUGCGGCUGGACGCGGAGGACGGCAAGAGCUUCCUGCAGGGGAAAGAGUCCGCGGCGCUGCAGGCUUUCCACGACACGGACACGUCGGUGCAAACAUCCACAGUCCGAGCACACAGUAAAGAAGACUCCAAGGAGGACGAGUGCGGCCGUAAAGAUGAGAGUUUCUCCAUGGACAGCGACUUGGACUACAGCUCUGAUGACAACCUCACCUCCAUGUGUCACAAGGACGACGGGGACGGAGGAGGUUUGGAUGACGGUCCGCACCUGCACGGCUCCAGCGGCGGCGGCGGCUCUGGGGCGGGCGGCGGCGGGGGGAGCGGCGGCGGGAAGAACCGGCGGCGGCGGACGGCGUUCACCAGCGAGCAGCUGCUGGAACUGGAGAAGGAGUUCCACUGCAAGAAGUACCUGUCGUUAACCGAGCGCUCCCAGAUCGCGCAUGCGCUGAAGCUGAGCGAGGUGCAGGUGAAGAUCUGGUUCCAGAACCGGCGCGCCAAGUGGAAACGGGUCAAAGCCGGGAACGUCAACAACAAAUCCGGGGAGCCGUCCCGGAACCCCAAAAUAGUCGUUCCCAUCCCGGUGCACGUGAGCCGCUUCGCAAUAAGGAGUCAGCAUCAGCAGAUGGAGCAGGCCAGACCGUAGAAGAAGAAAAGACUCCUGACGAGAGAGAACGAGCCGCUUCUCAAGUGACUGACUCUCGUGUUGAUCACGUUUUUAUUCUGGGUUUCUUCAAACAGUUUAAACUGCAAAUGGUUCCGGUUUUUAACUUUAAUUAAAAAAAACAACAAAAAAAACUCAAUUUAAGAUGAAAUAACUGGAGGUUAAAUUCCUGCAGUGCACUUAAAAACUCAGACAAGUUAUUCAGUGAUGUUUCACGUCAUAAAUCAGAUUUUAAGAAUUAAUUUGGCGCCCAGUCACUAGAUCAGCUUGUUUAACAUUGAUCAAUAAAUAAAACAGAAUAAUCUUACACAAAUUGUGAGAUGAUGCCACCUAAUUUCCAAUAUGUUAAAAACGUCAUGAUAAAUUGUUAAAAUCAAACAAGAAAAAACAGAUAAUGAGAAAACAAUUCAGGACACUGUGAAAUAAUCUCAGGCCUGAUCUGACUGUUUCUCACCUCAAGUAAAUACGAUAUUAAACAAUCACUGAUGGUCAUGUUAUUGCAGUGCACUAGAAAAACUGCGUCUAAAAAUUAGUUUUUAAGAAAGAGUGAAAGGGGAAAAACUGCUGGAUUCCUUAAUUGGUGAAUUUGUUUUAUGGGGUUUCCAGACAUUAAUUAAAUCCCUUUUUAUUUGGAACAAAGUGGAAAACUCAUGAAUCUAAAAACAGACAUGCUUGUUAAAGAUGGACGUUUCUGAAAGGUCACAUUAGCAAAUCUUUUAAGUGCAUGUUUGAGUCUGAUAAUGUAAGUGUGAGGAAACUGUGGCAGUGCGUUUCGAAAAUUUUACGUUUCUCCAACGGAGUCUGGUUUUAAUCGCUGAAAAGGGCCUUCGCAUUCCAGAAACCCUUUGAAAACGUUUUGAUUUCAGACGUCCAUCAUUUUUUCUUCUUCACAGGAAAUUUAAAAUAAAUAAAUAAAUUCAAAGCCUCAACACGAGACUCAGUGGCUCGUUAAGCUGGACAUUUCUCUGCAGGAGGAACCGCAGUAAUAAAAUCUAAUCUUUUUGGAGCGACACCAAAAACUGUGCGUAAAGACGCGCAGCUGAGGAGGAGGACGAAGAGACAGACCGACAUGUUGCUCCGGCGGCACGUUGACCAACUCCUCCCCCACAUGUAAAUACACACGCGGGACCAAACUGAGGACAUCACAUAGAUUUCACCACAAACGGACGGCGCGUUACUUUAAAACAUUGUUCUUGAUUUCCAAACAUUUGGGGGUUUUAUGAACAUCCUGCCAGAAACUCUUCCCUCUCUUUGGAUCAAACUCAUCUUCUUCUUUUGGACAAAAUGACGCUGCUAAUUUAUUUAUAUAAAACUGUGCAAAAGUAACUAACAUUCCCUGAAGUAAAAAAAAAAAAGAAAG